Molecule: messenger RNA, 585 nt
Organism: Penicillium nucicola
Lineage: Eukaryota; Fungi; Ascomycota; Eurotiomycetes; Eurotiales; Aspergillaceae
Exons: 3
Coding region: 1-585 (194 amino acids)
Source: RefSeq, a predicted model, not a curated record
AUGGAAGGUCAUAGUGAGGCAUAUCGACCAGAUGAACUUGAGGAUGCCACAGAUGGUGUAUUUGCCUCCGAUCUCCCAGAACCAGAGAAAGUGGCAGAUGUGACGGAUUUACCCCGCUACCCUCCCCGAACCGAGCCGACUUCGAGAGGAUACAUUGGUGCACUUAUCAGGACUGUGAAGAAUGUUCCGUCCUGCGUAUGGGUCAUGAAUCAACACUCAGAGGAAAUCACCGUUGUGGUCUCGAAGUAUAGGCCAAAUCGAAUUCUCACGGGCGGGGGGUUGUCGGCCUCGCCCACGGGAGCAGGAUUGGAAUUCUCAGCCGCUACCUUCAAGAGUCCAGCCUCGCAGAAAACACUCGCCCCUCGGGCGAAGGGUUUGGAUUGUAGUACCGCAGUGUUUCCUCUGUGGACUCGGAAAGAGGGCUUUGGGGUAAUCACAAUAUUCAGUGGCCCUGAAAGAACCCUCUUCAUCGAGAACGACCGGAUUCCGCUCGGUGCCAUGGCCUAUUUCACGGGGAAGCCAGAUUUGCGCAUUAUUCGUCACUACCAGCCAUCAAUGUGCGGGGAUGAGGGCAGCCAAGAGUAA